Messenger RNA from Cataglyphis hispanica, 5092 nucleotides. Its product is annotated as sentrin-specific protease 6-like. The record is from RefSeq and is a predicted model, not a curated record. Gene Ontology annotation, molecular function: SUMO-specific endopeptidase activity. NCBI's taxonomy places the organism in Eukaryota, Metazoa, Arthropoda, Insecta, Hymenoptera, Formicidae. The transcript has 20 exons. Bases 772 to 4950 code for a protein of 1392 amino acids. Gene Ontology annotation, cellular component: nucleus; cytoplasm. Gene Ontology annotation, biological process: protein desumoylation.
CUGUGCACCUCGUUGCUCGUUGGUUCGCCCGUCCGUCCGUUUCGUCGUCGAUCGCAGCGGUCGUAGCGCGAUUCGCUCAUACAAACGGAUACGUAUAAAAUGGCGAAGUAUAGUUGUUAUUUAUUCGCGCCGCAUAUAGCAAAGUGAGAACCGAGAGAAGCGGAUUGGGGGACUCGCGAUCCAUAGUGCGUCGUAAGCUUGACUAGUGUAUUGACGAAACAGUGUAUACAGGCGAUUGUGAGUAUCGCUGUUGUAUGUUGGUUUUUCGAAUCGAAACGGUUAUUCAAACGCGUGCACGACGAGAGAUCGUCGUCGCCUGUCGUCCCCCAUACAACGUCGUACGUGAUCUCGUGCAGGCGCGCAGACUAACCACGUGUUCUUCCGCGAUUUUCGAGCUGCCGCAUCGUUCCUCGUUACGAGAUAACGUCGAUACCGGCCUUCGGCGAUUAAUCCCCGAUUAAUCCACGCGGGGCGAGGUUAUGAGAGUCCCCUGCAGCGAAAGAUCCCGCGAUUGAUCCCUGAUCUGAUCGCGAAUAAUUGAGUCCACUUGUCGUUUCUUCUGUGAUUAGCAUUCGUUUUGCAUCCUCGAUGGAAAUUUCGAUCGAUCUUAGUGACGUCGUCGCAAGGCAAGGUUUUACCGCACAAAUUCUACAAUUCUAGCAGACAUGAUAUUGAUGGAUUGGUCUAACUCACUGUAUUAAUAACAAUUCAGUUUUGAUCUUUAUUAAAUGAGAAAAGAUCAUAAUUGCCAGCGGUUAAGUGUUGAAUAAUAUGGCACAAUAUUUUAAUGUUGUGACAAAUCCUAGUGGUACUUUUACAUUUGAGGAAGUACCACCGAGACUCUGCACUGUAGGCGGGCAACGGGUUCAGUUAGUUGUUGAAGACGUUAAUAAUAGCGGUAUUAAUGGUCCACAACAGCUUGUGACUUAUUCCGCUGCGCCACAAAACAGGCAGGCAAUAUUCUCCCCGCAAACUAUUAAUUUAGGGAAUCAAAUAGCUGCAACACGAUUGGAGCAAGGACAAAAUGUUUUUAUAAUCAAAACAAAUGAUAUUGCUACAACACAAACCAUAUUAAAAUCUAAUACUGUAAAUGCACACGUUGUUAAUGAAAAUAUUGUAAGCAUUGCAGAUAAUACAGGUACUAAAGUAGAAUGUAAAAAUGAUGCACAACAAGCACAGUGGGUAAAAAUGCAAAAUGUUGCUACAACGACAAAACAAACAUUGUUGCAAGAAAAAAAUUUAACUGCCGUUAUAACUAGAAAUAACGUACAAAAUAAUAUUACAUUAUCUCCACCUCUUUAUAUAAAUUCCGGACAAACAGAAAAAAAACUAGUUAAACCUUGUCAGAACAAAAAUCAACAGUUGUCAAAUAACAUACAGGCGGGUGCGGCAUCUCAAACUCUAGAUAGAGUAAAUGCAAGAAUUACAAUGGAAAAUCGAAUGCAAAAUUCUACUAUGGUAGGAAAUCCCAAAUCUGCGAUGUCCGUCUGCAAUAAAGCUGUUAAUUCAUUGGGACAGACUGCAACUGUAAAGCCAAUUCGUGCUUCUCCGAAUAUAUCGCAUCAACGGCCUGUAGCCGUAGUUCCUCCCGAAAUUUCCAAAACAUCGUCGAGAGUACAACCUCCGGAUAUGGAGAAUUUGAAUGAGCAAAUCAAGCAAGCCAAGAUCAAGCAUAUGCAAUUACAACAGCGACAGCAUGCUGACAAACAAAGGUGUCAACAAAAUAACGUACAACGACAACAUUCUAAUACUGCACAGCAUCCAGUUCAAUGCCCGUCGAAUAACCUUGUGCGUCGCUUGACAACCGCAAAUUCUAUACCACAAAGAACGCAGCAGGUUUCGAACUCUUUGCAAAAGCAACAAAUGCAACAAAAAUCAUCCAUGAUAACAUCACCUCCCUCUUCAGCUGAACAUAAUAUGCAUGUUAGUAGUACUAGUAUGGAAGUUGAUCCUCUGGAAUGCAUGCAGGAGAAGACACCCACAAUGCAACAGUCUUCUUCGCCACAAUCGGAAAACGAGAAUUUAAAUGAGAGUGUCGCUUAUCUUCAAAAAAUUAUUAAUGAUCCAUCAACUGCCAUAGUUCAACAUCAAAUUAAAGGAAAUGAAGCAAAAAUGUUAGUAAUAUUAGGUACUGGAGAACAGAGAUUAAUCACGUUUGAGAUACCAAAAGAAGACUGCACUGUACACGACCUAUUGGAUCAGGUACGUGCAGCAGUCUUGGGUCAGAUAAAUAUUACAUUCUCUGGUAAAACAGCAGUUUCCUUGGUAGAUGAUCCUACACUGGGUAUAAAUUACAUAGUAGAAGAAGGAUCACUUAUAUCUGAUGGCAAUGAUCAUAGUGAUUGUAAUACUAUUCAAGAAGUUGUAAGCUCCACUACAACUACUGAAAGUUUAUCACAAAAUACCAAUACAUCAGAUGAAAACAGUAAUGCAUCUCUAUCAGCUGAGGAACCUAUUUUGGUCAAAGGGAUGUUUGCUCUCUGUCCACACUGCGGCUACAGUUCACUCCACUUCAACCGAUGUGAACGAUGUAAUACAAAAUUUACUGAAGAAGUCAAGUCAAUACCUAUAGCAAAAAGGAAGGAGACUGGGAUGUCUGUCGAUAUGUUCUAUAAAAAAAACAAUGAACGAAAUGCCACAAAAAUAGAGAAAAUGGGUCAAGAUGGUCCUGUAUCCAAACGACUCAGAGGAAAGAGUAGAACUAAACCAAAGCCUAUUCAUAAAGAACCAGAAUGUUUGACAAUAUCAUCUGAUGAAGAAGAGGAGGGUAGGAUUAAAAAGAUUGAAAGCGUUAACAAUAAUGCACCAUUAAGCAAUGCAAGUAACGCUUUUAACGAUGAUAUGGACACCAUUCUGGAAAAAGAACCAGUAAUUACAAACACUUCUAUUUUUAGUUCAUAUAAUGAUUAUCUGGCGCAUAAUGAAACAAGCAGUGAAGAAAUUUGUGAUAAUCAGAGCUCCUUAGAUAAUGAACAAUUACCACAGAUUGCAAUAGAGUGUCGAACAGUCAGAAUAGGUUCUUAUAAAUAUAUUCCUCGGGAAAACGUAGUGAUUUCUCAGAGUGGUGUAAGAUUUAGUGUACCUUUGUUAGAAGAUGCUACAAGUUUUGUUACUCUGGAUGUGAAAUCUAAAGAUAUAGUUAAAUUACUGAUCCAUUUUGGGAAGACAAUGCCGGUAUUAUUUUUUUAUACAUCUACAAGUGCAGCCGCCAUGAUACGCGAGUUGCUCGGAAUGCAAGAUCCAAAAGGACCAUAUUAUGAUCCUGCUGGAAAAGAUCAUACGCAUAGACGUAUUACAUUAUUAUCAGAUAAAUUACCAGAUGAUUCGAGACCCAAAUUGACGAGUUUGUUUUCACAUGGAAAUAAAAUAGAUGAAUUGAAUCCUAAAGAGGCGAAUGAUAUACUUUUACGAGCAUCACCCAGGGAUAAUCAACAACCACCUAAUACGAUUACACGAAAACAGAGUCAAAGCUUAGUACCAAAUAUUGUUAAUGUCAGUGAUAGCAUUCAAACUAUAACUGUAUAUCCACCACCUCCUGCAAAAGGAGGAAUAGCCAUUAACACUGAAGAUUACUUAUGCCUUGCGGAAGAUCAAUUCUUAAAUGACGUGAUUAUAGAUUUUUAUUUAAAGUAUUUAACCUUAGAGAUAUUAUCAGAAUCUGAUCAACAUAGGACGCAUGUGUUCAGUUCGUACUUUUAUAAACGCUUGACCAGCCCACAUGCUCAAGCUGCCGAAAACAUUGUGCCAAUGACGCCUGCCGCCAAACGACACGCAAGAGUACAGAAAUGGACAAAGAAUGUUAAUAUAUUUGAAAAAGAUUUUAUUAUAAUUCCUAUUAAUGAACACGCGCACUGGUUUUUGGCUAUUAUUUGUUUUCCUGGAUUGGUUGGAAAAGUUUCAUGUACUAUGAAAACAAACGAAAAUGAUAUUAAUAAAACUAUGAGAAAAAGUAAAAGGCUGAAAGAAAUGAAAACAAAAGCUGUUACAAUUGGUUCUACAACUAUCACUCCUGUACCUACGACCAUAACGAUAGAUCAGCAGGAUGAUGGAUCUGAGAGAGACGAAGCUGAAGGCGACGAUGAGGAAAUGGAAAUGGACAGCGAUGAAGAGGACGAGACGGAACAAUCAGAAGAAAAUAAAAUCCAACCUCAUAUUAAAGUUGAGCAGCAAAAAGAAACUAUCAAAAUUCCCUGCAUAUUGAUAUUUGAUUCGCUUGCUGGCGCCAGUAGAGCGCGAGUAGUCGCUACUUUAAGAGAUUAUUUAAGUUGCGAGUAUUUUGCUAAACUUGGCAUAGAAAAGACAUUCACAAAAGAUACUAUUAAGGGAGCGUGUCCGAAAGUACCCCAGCAAUCAAAUUUUACAGAUUGUGGAUUAUAUGUAUUACAGUAUGUGGAAAGCUUCUUUAAGGAUCCAAUUAAAGAUUAUACUUUGCCAAUUAAAACUUUGAAAUCAUGGUUUGAGGAAAUUAUUGUGACAAGAAAAAGAGAGGAACUAUCAAAAUUACUAAUUAAAUUGAUGAACAAUACUAAAGGGGAUAAAACUAUUAGUUUGCCUACUGUGAAUUUCCCCACGCAAGAUGGCAAAUUGAAACCGAAGAGUGAAACUCAGACAGAUAUAAAACCCACGAAGCCGGAGAUGGAGAACAAGAAAAAGCCUACAAAUCUAGAUGCAGAAACGCGUAUUGUCUCGUUUAUCGGAGAAAAUACUGAAUCUUCUAAUGAAUUUGUUAGUAGUAGAACUUAUCAGAUCAUUCCUUAUCCUCUAAGUUCUAACUCUGAGAAUAAUACAACGGAAAUCAAUGUGACUGAACAAAAAACUACGAGAUCAUCAAGUGAAACGAUGUCCUAUUUAAAAGCUAAACGAAUUCCUAGGCUAGUAUCAAGAACACAGAAUCAAGAUGAUUCUCCUGCUAAAAAGCACAAAGGGGAGUCCUUCAAUUCCUGUAAAUAAAUGUUUUUUUUUCUACAGUGAUAAGAUUAAUGUUAAUCCACAUUCACGAAAUACAUGAAAUCAUUUAUUUCAAUCUAUAUAAUAAAAUAUGUAGUUAAUUUCUUUAUAUCGAAUAAAACUACAGAUUUGAUUUCAGAUUGUA